This is a messenger RNA of Apaloderma vittatum (bar-tailed trogon), 2435 nucleotides long. RefSeq names its product F-box and leucine-rich repeat protein 18 (gene FBXL18). Lineage: Eukaryota; Metazoa; Chordata; Aves; Trogoniformes; Trogonidae. The transcript has 4 exons. Gene Ontology annotation, molecular function: protein binding. Gene Ontology annotation, cellular component: SCF ubiquitin ligase complex. Bases 46 to 2121 code for a protein of 691 amino acids. The record is from RefSeq and is a predicted model, not a curated record. Gene Ontology annotation, biological process: SCF-dependent proteasomal ubiquitin-dependent protein catabolic process.
AUUGUAAGUGGAGAGAGUGAGGAGGAAAGUAACGGUGUCAACUUGAUGGAGUUUUCGGAUGAGAUCCUUUUGCACAUUCUCAGCUACGUCCCUUGCACAGACCUUGUCCUGAACGUCAGGAGAACCUGCAGGAAACUUGCAACGCUUUGCCUUGACAAGAGCCUAACCCACACAGUUUUACUUCAGAAAGACUAUAAGGUCAACAAAGACAAAGUGAAGCAGCUGAUGAGGGAUAUUGGAAAAGAGAUUUACCAGCUGAACUUGGCUGGGUGCUACUGGCUGCCCAGCUCCACUAUUGAUCACGUAACACGAUGCAAGAACCUGGUAAAACUGAACUUGUCUGGCUGCCACAUCACCUCUCUCCGUCUCUCGAAGAUGCUGUCCACGCUCCAGCACCUCCGCUCCCUGGCCAUAGACGUAAAUCCAGGUUUCGACGCCAGCCAGCUGAGCAGCGAGUGUAAAGCCACUCUUAGCCGCGUCUCGGAGUUGAAGCAAACCCUUUACACGCCGUCGUAUGGUGUCGUUCCGUGCUGCACUAGCCUGGAGAAAUUGCUGCUUUAUUUUGAGAUCCUCGAUCGCUCGCGAGAAGGUUUUAUGCUCUCUGGGCAGCUAAUGGUAGGCGAGAGCAACGUGCCCCAUUACCAGAACCUCCGCGUCUUCUACGCCAGGCUGGCUCCUGGCUAUGUUAAUCAGGAGGUAGUGAGGCUGUACUUGGCGGUGCUGAGCGAUCGGACACCCGAGAACCUUCACGCUUUCCUUAUUUCUGCCCCCGGUAGCUUUGCGGAGACAGGAGCCACUAAAAACCUCCUGGACUCUAUGGCUCGAAACGUACGUCUGGAUGCUUUACAAUUGCCCAAAGCCUGGAUUAACGGCUCUGGACUCCUGCAACACUUGAAGUUCAACAACCCUUUCUACUUCAGCUUUAGCCGAUGCACCUUAUCUGGUGGCCACCUGAUCCAGAGGGUUAUUAACGGUGGGAAGGACCUUAAAAGCUUGACCAGCUUGAAUCUCAGUGGCUGCGUUCACUGUCUGGCGCCAGAGUCCUUAUUUCGAAAAGCGGAAGAUGACAUUGACAGUGGCAUUCUGGAAAGCCUGGUAGUGUCUUGCUGCAACCUGAGACACCUCAACCUCUCUGCAGCUCACCACCACAGCUCGGAAAGCAUAGGGAAUCACUUGUGCCAGCUUCUGGCAAGGCUAAAGCACCUGCUCUCCUUAGCGCUGCCGGUUUGCUCCAUCACGGAUGUUGCCGCAAACGUGGAAAAGCCGAAGCCUCCCACGGCGUCAAGUUUGGUUCCCCAAACGUUUGGAAGGAAAGUUCGGAUCGGGAUGCAGACGUAUCCAAGGAACUUAGUGGACCAGGCAAAUCAGAAGCUAGAGUCUUCAGUGUUCUGGGCUCUGAUGGGAAGCCUCCGAUUUUUGGAAACCUUGGAAAUAAUCGGAUCCAGUUUUUCCUCUGCCAUGCCCCGCAAUGAGCCGGCGAUUCGGAACUCGUUGCCUCCUUGCGUGCGGGCGCAAAGCGUGGGCGAUUCGGAGGUGGCUGCCAUUAGCCAAUUGACUUACUUGCAGAGCCUCACCUUAGCUCAGCUGCCAAAUAUCCUGACUGGCUCUGGGCUUGUUAGCAUUGGGUUGCAGUGCCAGCACUUGCGGACUCUUUCGUUGGCCAACCUGGGCAUGAUGGGGAAAAUGAUCUAUAUGUCUGCGCUCAUGGACAUGCUGAAACACUGCAAGUGUCUCAGAGAUCUCAGGCUGGAACAGCCGUACUUCUGUGCGGGCGCCCAGUUCUUCCAGGCCCUGAGUCAUUGCUCCUCUCUCCAGCGGCUUUGCAUCGUCUCCCGGAGCGGGACUCUGCAGUCUGACGCAGUGAUGUCAUUCAUGGCCAACUGCCUUGAGGUCAUCAUGUGCCACAUGUUUAUGGGAGAGUCUCUUACCGUUUGCAAAAAUCUCCAGCAAUCUAUUGUCCGGAGUUUCCAGGCCGACCGCCCAGCGCUCAACGUCGUCAUUUUCCCUCUGCUUCAUGAGGACUUGACGGAGGUCAUCAGAGACGUCCCCAUGCGGCACUUGGAUGAAAUUACCUUGUUUAAAAGCAGAGUGGCUGAGGAACCUCCCAACUUGUGGUGGUGACUGUCACGGCAUGGGAAGGACACUCAGCGUGAACAUGUGAAAUAGCUUCUUGUUGGCCUGGAUUCCCCACCUUCAGCUCCUGGCUGCCUCACUGGAUGCUAUACAAUCAUUUUAAAUAGAUGCAAUUGCAAAAUAAUAAUAAUAAUAAUAAAAAGCUGGUCCUUUGCGGUGGGGAAUCAUCUCUUGGAUAUUGCUUGCAACUGAAAAUCCUGUCUCAAAGCCUUCUGGAAUCUGAUGAGUAUAUUUCUUUGCGGUUAAUAGGAAUUGUUUUGUUAUUUUACUGAAGUUAAAGGUAAGAGAAACUGACUUAACGA